GCCCCGCGCCCCGCGACCUCGCCAGAUCUGUUUCGGAACCUGGGGCGCAAGGAGCUUUUCCUUUGUGUUCCAGCUCUGGCCGGCGGCGCGAGAACCACUUCCGGGUCGCACUGCCGGAAGCAGGAAGUUGUUGGCCCACCCUCCUCGCCCGGCGGCUGGUGUCCCCGAGGCGGGAGGAGCCCGAGAGGGCGCGGGCCCGCAUGGUUAAACCACUGUUAAGGGAUCAAGCUCAGCCUUCUGAACUUCCCUGCGAGGCAAGCUCCCUUCUGCCAGGCUGGACCCUCACUCUGGAGGGACUUCAUUUUGGAAGACAUGGAUCUUGCUGCUAAUGAGAUCAGCAUCUAUGACAAACUUUCAGAGACUGUUGAUUUGGUGAGACAGACAGGCCAUCAGUGUGGAAUGUCCGAGAAAGCAAUCGAAAAAUUUAUCAGACAGCUACUGGAAAAGAAUGAACCUCAAAGGGGACCACCCCAGUACCCUCUCCUUAUAGCCGUGUAUAAGGUCCUCCUAACUCUGGGAUUAAUCUUGUUCACUGCCUACUUUGUAAUUCAGCCUUUUAGCUCAUUAGCACCCGAGCCAGUGCUUUCUGGAGCUCACACCUGGCGCUCACUCAUUCAUCACAUUCGGCUGGUGUCCUUGCCCAUUACCAAGAAGUAUAUGCCAGAGAAUAAGGGCGUUCCUCUGCAAGGAAGCGAGGAGGACAAACCCUUCCCAGACUUUGACCCCUGGUCAUCAUAUAAUUGUGAGCAGAACGAGUCAGAGCCCAUCCCUGCCAACUGCACUGGCUGUGCCCAGAUAUUACCCCUCAAGGUAACGCUCCCAGAAGACACUCCGAAGAAUUUUGAGAGACUCCGUCCUCUGGUGAUCAAGACAGGACAGCCUCUGUUGUCCGCAGAGGUUCAGAGUUUCUCAUGUCAGUACCCUGAAGUCACAGACGGCUUCACCGAGGGCUUUUUUACCAAGUGGUGGCGCUGCUUUCCUGAGAGGUGGUUCCCAUUUCCUUACCCAUGGAGAAGACCUCUAAACAGAUCACAGAUUUUACGGGAACUUUUCCCUGUUUUUACCCAACUUCCAUUUCCAAAAGACUCCUCCUUAAACAAAUGCUUCCUGAUCCAGCCGGGACCUGUGGUGGGUAGCAAGAUGCAUAAGGUGCAUGACCUGUUCACCCUUGGCAGCGGGGAAGCCAUGCUGCAGCUCAUCCCUCCCUUCCAGUGCCGAACACACUGUCAGUCCGUGGCCUUGCCGAUAGAGGCCGGAGAUAUUGGCUAUGCCGAUGCUGCCCACUGGAAGGUCUACAUCGUAGCCAGAGGGGUCCAGCCUUUGGUCAUCUGCGAUGGAACCACUCUCUCGGAGCUGUAGGAAACAACUGCUUGGAGACCUGAAACUCAGGCUGAAAGAGUGUGGGGCGGGGAAUAAAAACACUGAAACACUUGG
This is a messenger RNA of Mus caroli (Ryukyu mouse), 1434 nucleotides long. It is a transcript of the gene CUNH6orf89, whose product is annotated as chromosome unknown C6orf89 homolog. Gene Ontology annotation, cellular component: nucleolus; Golgi membrane. NCBI's taxonomy places the organism in Eukaryota, Metazoa, Chordata, Mammalia, Rodentia, Muridae. The record is from RefSeq and is a predicted model, not a curated record.